GACGGGACGGUGCAGUCCGUCGUUGAAUAUAUUUACCGAACCAUCUCUCUCCUCCCCGCCUCGCUCGCUCGCUCGCUCCGCUUCUUACCUAGCCUGCUCUCUCGGGUAAGCUGGGACUAGUGGCAGCAGUAGUGGGAGCAGGAGCUGCUUGCCUUGGCUUGGCUUGCUGCCUUUCACUUUCACGUCCACCUAUGCGGGCGUGAGGCGUGGAAUCCAAACAAUGGCGCUGGGAUCCGCGGAUCUAUAGGCGAGGCGAGGCGCGGGAUGGGAUCUGGGAGCAGCAAGGCCGCUUCCGCGCCGCCGUCAGCCGGCGGCGACGCUGAAAAGACGCGGAAUGGGAAGCCGAGGGGGAGGAGCCUGAUGCGCCUGCCCAGCUACUCCUGCUUCCGGGGCUUCGCGCCCGAGUGUGACGCUUCCUCUUCGCUGCCGGCGCCGGCGCCGCCGCUAGGGGUCGAGUCUGGCAAGGGAGGGGAGGUGCCUUCACUCACUCACAUUGGCGUAUCAGAUGAAGAUGCUCCAUCGGCUCCUAAACCGAAUCCAAGUGAAGGCAGAAUGGCGCCUUCAUCAGAUACUGACAGAGAUCAAGAUGAUGAUGUGUUGCAGAAUGUCACUGCUACCAGCACCGCAGUCGACGACAGCCAAUCGCCAAAUCCUUCUGACAGGUCGAGGCCAUGCUUUGGUGUCAACUUUGGGUUGAGUAGAGCUGUCAGCUUGGGAUCAUCAGUGGCAUGCUCCAUAAUGUCAACCGGCCUCUCCACUUCAGCUAAUCCUGUUGGAAAUGUGGACCAUUCUCUUGAUGCAAACAUCCCUCAACAAGGUGGUGCAUCGACUCCUGGGAUUUAUUCAAGUCUGGACAUGCUAAGAGAUAGCGUCACAACACAAGCUAGAGCGACUCAUCAGGCUAGGAGGAAUUUGCUGGAAUCUGAAGAUGCUAACUUGAGGCAUUCACACAGAAGGAUGGGACCCCAGGAACCUUCUGAAGGAAGUGUCCGGUUUAGCCGAACACUAAGUGUUGGAAGACUUCGUGACAGGGUCCUCAGGAGGACUCCAUUCUCUGAUAGUUUAUUCACCUCUUCACUUUAUGAUAGACCAGUGUGGCCUGCAGGAAAUGCCAGUGCUAGGCAAGAUUCAUCAGUGAUGCAACGGACUAAUUCAGACAGAAGUUCCGAACCGCAAUCAGAACCUUCAACUAGCAUGUAUAAUUCUGGCUCUGCAACUCUAAGAGAGGCCAGCAAUCGGGAUCUUCUUGAGCGCAGAUCAGCUUUUCUUGAAAGGAGGAGGAGGAUACGAUCCCAGGUCCGAGCCCUCCAAAGGUUGGGCAGCAGGUUCGAAAACUUAUCAGGUCAUGAGAGAUCAUGCAUUCUAUCUGGUCAGCAUAGAACAGGAAAUUGCAACUGCAGGGCAAGCAGUCGACCAGGUAAUCCUGAUGAAGAAUCCGGCACAAGGGCUAGCAUAUCAAGAAUUGUUAUGCUAGCAGAAGCACUCUUUGAGGUCCUGGAUGAAAUCCACCAACAGUCUGCUGCUUUAUCCUCAAGGCCAUCAUUUCCUUCAAUUGGAUCCGUUCCUGCUCCAAAGGAGAUCGUCGAGAGUCUUCCUGUCAAGGUGUACAAAAAGCCGUUGAAACACCAAACUGAUGAGACUGCUCAAUGCUAUAUUUGCCUUGUUGAAUAUGAAGAGGGAGACUGUAUUCGCAUACUUCCAUGCAAUCAUGAGUUUCAUCUAACAUGUGUAGAUAAGUGGCUGAAAGAGAUUCACAGGGUUUGCCCACUUUGUCGUGGUGAUGUUUGCCGAUCUGAUUCGUCGAGCGUAGGGAAAUUCAGCUGAUUCUUUUAUCUCUUAAGGAUCCAGCUUCUUGCGAGAAAAAUGGAGCUUCCGAAAUUGUUCUUUGACCCAGGCGGAUAGAGCCUGCACAAUGUUGCGGGUGUAAUUCCAUCUUCAUUAGUCUGGUCCGAACAACUCAGGAUGCUCCUGUAUGUUAUGGCAGAUUUACAUGGCAGUCAUCCCAUUAUAAACGAUGAACUGACAUGUGAAUUUGAGAUUGUUGUACGGUGGUGUGAAGCUUUGUUGAUGUUGAUAUAUUGGUUAUAUAUAUGGCCUGCGUUUUGGUGA
This is a messenger RNA of Hordeum vulgare subsp. vulgare (domesticated barley), 2109 nucleotides long. RefSeq lists its product as uncharacterized. The record is from RefSeq and is a predicted model, not a curated record. Lineage: Eukaryota; Viridiplantae; Streptophyta; Magnoliopsida; Poales; Poaceae. The coding region runs from base 265 to 1824 and encodes 519 amino acids. The transcript is spliced from 6 exons.